AAGUAGCUAGCUGAUCGAUCUUCAGCGUAUACGUGCGUAGGAGCCGAGCAACAAAAGUAGCAGAUGCAAAUGCAAACCACUGCUUUGUCGACCGUCUUGUGUGUGCUCGCACUUGUGGUAGCAGAUGCAGAGCGGGUCCAUGGCCGGCAACAUGGCAAGGACGACGCCUGCGCUCCUUUCUCCUGCGGCCAUCUCCAGAACGUGUCGUAUCCCUUUCGCCGGCGAGGCGACCCUCGCCGGUGCGGCGUCCGGGCGUACGAGCUAGACUGCAGCAGCAGCGCCGGCAAGGCCACCAUCCGGAUCAACACGGGGACAUACCAUGUCACCAGCAUCAACUACACUGCCUCCGUCUUCUGGGUCGUCGACGCCGGCCUGCAGCAGGAUGCGGCCGGCAACAGCAGCUGCCCUCUUCCUCGCUCCGACCAGCUCCCUUUUAUCCGAGGGAUCCGAGGGUCACACGACAGCUGGUACUUGGUCCGCGAUAGCACUCAGUGGGUUAUCUUUGUCAAUUGUUCGCAGAAACUAAGCACGAACAGUAGUAUUUACCGUCCCGUGAAUUGCCUGACCACGUCUUCUUCCUUCGUUUAUAUGGCCACGAUUCCUUCCUUGCUCGUUCACAUGCGUGGUACCUCACCUUAUGUUGCACUGAAUGCUAAUUCCCCGUCGAUUGAAUUCAUUGAACCUCCUUGUGGAUACUUGGCCACGGUUCCUGUGAGUGAUCAGUACAUGGACAGAGACGCAACUUAUGCAGAUUUUGUAAGACUCAUCAUGGCUGGAUUUGCUAUCCAAUUUCCUACAGAUGGAGGACCUUGGACUACUUGGUUUGGCCUCAUCAAAGAAUGCCUGAACGAGGCUGUCAGCUUAGCCGAUCAUCAAGACCAACCACUACCCAGCACAGGCACCAAAGACCGGAUUGUGGACAUCCUUUCCAUCGACCUCCGUUUCUGGGGAUGCACAAUCGGCCUAGCCAGAUCAUAUUACAACGACAUACCCCAUGCCAUUACGGACUUGAUCCGUGGCGUUGAUAAUUCACUUUAUCAUAAGCUCUUCAUACUAUAUAGCUUGUGUCUUGUCAAGUGGAUUGCUGUGCUAUGCAGGUUUUUGUUGGCACCAUUGGCCGUGAUGAUCUUCCUUGCUCGCAAGUAUUGGAAAACAAGGAUAACAAUCGACGCAGUUGAAAAAUUCCUUCAAAUGCAACAGACGCUUGGCCCGACAAGGUAUGCCUACACGGACAUCGUAGCAAUGACGAGCCAUUUCAGAGACAAGCUGGGCCAAGGAGGAUAUGGGUCCGUAUACAAGGGUGUGCUUCUCCCUGGUAACGUCCACAUCGCCAUCAAGAUGUUGGAUGGCACUUCCAACUGCAACGGAGAAGACUUCAUCAGUGAGGUUGCCACCAUAGGCAGGAUCCACCACAUCAACGUGGUGCGUCUUGUGGGAUUCUGCUCUGAGGAGAUGAGAAGAGCCUUGGUCUAUGAGUACAUGCCUAGAGGGUCUCUGGACAAGUACAUCUUCUCGUCAGAGAGGAGGAGCUUCUCAUGGGACAAGCUCAACGAGAUUGCUCUGGGCAUUGCCAAGGGGAUCAACUACCUGCACCAAGGGUGUGAUAUGCAGAUUCUGCACUUUGACAUUAAGCCACACAACAUUCUCCUCGGUGACAAUUUCAUUCCAAAGGUCGCCGAUUUCGGCCUCGCGAAGCUAUACCCGAAGGACAAGAGCUUCGUGUCGGAUAGGGCUUUGCGAGGAACAGUGGGCUAUAUAGCUCUGGAGAUGGUGUCACGGAGCUUUGGUGUCAUAUCGAGCAAGUCUGAUGUUUACAGCUUUGGUAUGCUGCUGCUCGAGAUGGCUGGAGGGAGAAGGAACGCAGACCCAAAUGCAAACUCAAAUGCUAGCCAAGCGUAUUACCCAUCAUGGGCGUAUGGCCGACUGAUAGCUGAUCAACAACAAGCUGAUGAUGAGAUAUCUAGUGCUGUUGAGAUGCAUGUGCUGGAGAGGAAGCUGUGCCUUGUUGGGCUGUGGUGCAUUCAGAUGAAAUCACACGAUCGGCCGACGAUGAGUGAGGCCAUCGAGAUGCUCGAAGGGGACGUCAAUGUGCUACAAGUGCCUCCUAGGCCAUUCUUCUGUGAUGGAGACUUCAUGCCGCCUCCGUCUGUGAUGGAUUCUUACCUUCACUCUUCCGGGCUGACUGCGAUAUCAGAAGAGGAUGAUGAAAUAACUGAAUUUGCUAGUUUGAUGAUGGAUGGAAAUGAAGCUAGAAAUUAGUGUUCACAAAAUAAUGGUUACUUAAUUAAUUUUCGUGUAUGAGUUAAGCUAGUGUUUGUAAUAUAGCUAAGGCAGCUGCUACUUUUUUUUUUUUGGUUUUGCUAUGAA
Messenger RNA from Oryza brachyantha (malo sina), 2367 nucleotides. Its product is annotated as LEAF RUST 10 DISEASE-RESISTANCE LOCUS RECEPTOR-LIKE PROTEIN KINASE-like 2.7. Lineage: Eukaryota; Viridiplantae; Streptophyta; Magnoliopsida; Poales; Poaceae. Gene Ontology annotation, biological process: protein phosphorylation. Gene Ontology annotation, molecular function: ATP binding; protein kinase activity; polysaccharide binding. The transcript has 3 exons. The record is from RefSeq and is a predicted model, not a curated record. Bases 64 to 2259 code for a protein of 731 amino acids.